AUGUCAGACCAAUCCGGCCGAAACAGUGGAGGCGAUCUCUUUGAUCUCGCAAAGGACGGCACAACAGUACCAGACGAUGCAGCACGACCGAGACAUAUUCCUUCCGUUCCUCGUCCGGAUCAGACCACGAGUGAACGUGACCCGAACGACCUAGGCAGUUCGACGCUUGCAGGAGCAGCAACCAAUGCGGGAGAUAUCCCCCGAACCACCCGAGACACAGCGGGCGACGAAGUCAUCACGGGCACGGGCGAUUCUCUCCCGGCCCAGAUCGACUCCAAGAGAUUGCAUAAUGUACCUGGAGGUGUCACACAUGAUCCCUUUGCAAAAGGCUCGACCAGGAUGACCGCACACAAGACGACAGACUCAGACAUUGUCGCGGGAGCUUCGGACGGUCCAUUGGCAGACCGAGCUCCAGGGCAAGAGCAGUUGAGUGACGAGCAAGUAAUGGACAACGUUGAACGCAAGUCAUAG
Messenger RNA from Exophiala bonariae, 471 nucleotides. RefSeq lists its product as uncharacterized. The transcript has 2 exons. Lineage: Eukaryota; Fungi; Ascomycota; Eurotiomycetes; Chaetothyriales; Herpotrichiellaceae. The record is from RefSeq and is a predicted model, not a curated record. The coding region runs from base 1 to 471 and encodes 156 amino acids.